Messenger RNA from Podarcis lilfordi (Lilford's wall lizard), 19997 nucleotides. The record is from the annotation of a GenBank genome assembly. Lineage: Eukaryota; Metazoa; Chordata; Lepidosauria; Squamata; Lacertidae.
CCAUGAAGUUACAGUAAGUGCGACACUUUUUAGCAACAACGAAAAGACGUGCCGGUACUGCGUACACUUGAGUACCCCCUGGGAAGCACAGGUAGGAACUUCCUCUUUUAUACGACAAGAGGUUAGGCAUUCGAUAUCUCGGAUCCAACGUCUGAAGUGUAUCAGUUUUCAAGAGGGUCCUUAUCCCCUUUGAACCUGUUGCUUUUUAAAAAGAUGCCUUUGUUUAAAACUAGCCUCCUUUCUUUUCAUAUGCAAAGGAGGAAUAUAACAAUGAUCUCCCAUCAGCUGCUUCCGUUUGUCUGUGGAGCGGCUAUAUUCACCAUUCAUGCCUUUUUACGAAUAUGCUCGCAAAGACAUUCUUCUGCAGUCUGCAUAUAACUAAACUCGCGCCCAGGUAUUAUUGCCCACAGUUUAUAAUUGUUUCGGAAAAUAUAUAUUUUUUAUUGGGGAGAAAACCCUGAAAUGGGAAGGAAGACUCACGAGUCACCUUAACAUGGAAAUAUAGAGAUCACUGAGUUUAAGGGAAAACUGGACCUGCAAUUUACCUGCAAGAUUCCAGCGCCCAGUGCGCCCGGACCCAAAGGAUUAUGGGAGCUGUAGUCCAAAGCCCCGCGAACGGGGGAAAAGAGGCGGGGCGGGGCGCCGAAGCUCUCGCGAGACUUGGGGUGGGGUUCCUCACCGCCUCACCUGAGGGAAGCCGCUCAGUCCUUCCCGGGCAGCGGCAGAGAGCGGGUGUCAGGCGGACGACGAAGAAAUGUCGGCCCCAGGCUCUCCGUCGUCUCUGGGGCCCCGCUGGGCCCCGACCCACGUCCAGGUGACGGUGCUCCAGGCGCGGGGGCUUCGCUCCAAGGCCAAGGGCGGCGGCGGCGGCGGCGGCGGGAGCGACGCGUACGCGGUGAUGGCGCUGGGCAAGGAGAAGUUCGCCACGUCGGUGGCCGAGCGCUGCCUGGGCUCUCCCGUGUGGCGGGAGGAGGCCACCUUCGAGCUGCCGCCGCCGCCCCGGAGGAGCCUGUCGGCGGGGGGGCCUCCGCUCUCGGCCGGGCCCACGGCCGUGCUGCAGCUCACCGUCCUCCACCGCGCCCUGCUCGGCCUCGACAAGUUCCUGGGCCGCGCCGAGAUCAGCCUGGCCGAGCUGCACUCCGAGGGCGGCCGCCGAAGCACACGGUGAGGGGAGAGCGAGCGAGCGAGCGAGGGGCCUCCCGUGGAGCUCCCGCUGCCAGGGGCAGUCUACCUGCUGAGGCGCGGGGCGCAUGCGCGGAGGGAGGGAGGGAGGGGGCUGGUGCCAGGCGCUGCGCAGAGAGAUCUCCUAAAUAUGACCCGUUGCAUCUGAUUUUCGCUCCUUCUUUAUUUAGGGAGUCAUAGCAGGACUUCUGAAGGAAUGCGGAUAAGGGCAUGCUUUAACUUCGAAGGAGAGAGAGGAAAUGCGCCAGAGUGUUGUGGUCAGUGUAGGAUUAGCCGGGUUCAUUGGGCUUCCUCUUGAUAUGCGGCCAAAUUAGGUAUUUCUGAAGGUGUCACAUCCCGCCGCGCACCCAACCCCCCGAAGUUUGCUUCUGUUCUUGGCCGCACACCUUCCCAGCUAAGAUGGGCCAAAAUCUAGUUUUGCCGCCUUUCGACUCUGGUCAAUCGGUUUUGUAAAAGGUAAUGUGAUCAAUAGGAACACAAACGGGGAGAUAGACGCUUUGACAGGUGAAAUCCGACUUAAAUAUGACGAUUUCAAUUACUCGUUUGUUGAUCAGUGUUUUGUAUAUUAAUGGAUUGUAAUUUUGGCAACAUAAGUAGUAUCACUAUAUUCACUCCUCAGUGGCACUCUUGAAAAAAUUAAUUUCAAUUCUAUGCUCCAGUUCUGGGUUGAAACUUGUUGGGCACAAUAAUAUAUUUUUUUUACCUGUUGUGCAUCUGGUGGCUUCCUUUCCUGGUGCACUUGUUGUGUGUGCCAGAUAUGUGACUAAAGAAUAGCAUCAAUUAGUAUGAUCAUAUAUGUAGUACUUUGUCGAGUUCCAGUUGCUGCAUUUUAAGGAGGAGAAAGACUGUGAUGCAGAAGGUGGAGCAGAUUUGUUCUAUGUUACUCCAGAUGACAGAUGUAAAUGCAAUGACUGAAAACUUUUAAGUAAGAUGGUUUUGACUUUACGUUAGGAGAAACUUCUUAAGUGUAUGAGUAGUUCAAAGGCGGAUCAGACGGCCUUGGGAAGUGGUGGGAUCUCCUCCUAUGAAGGUUUGUAAGCAAUGGCUAGAUGCCCGUUUGCUUAGGAAGCUGUGUAUUUGCAAGAUUCCUGCACUGAAUCCGUUGGGCACUGGACUAGAUGACAUCCAAGGUCCCUUACUACUCUAUAGUUCUGUUUGAAGAUGUUGACUUCCUGCUGACUAAAUGGCAUUUCCAGGUUCAGAGGCAAUUUACCUAUGUAUGUCAGAGGCUCACGGUCCACAUGUCCAAACAGGUGUCAAACAGCACGCUGCAUGAUAAUUAUUCAUCUCAGCUGUUUAUCUGACAGCAGCAAAAGCUAAGCUCUUAACAGGAUGGAUCAUGGAAUAAAAAUGCCACUUUUAGCAAAGAUUCCACUGUUGUCCAUAGAGUUUACAGGGAGACCACGGGCGAGUCACACUCAGUCUAAUCAAUCUCAAGGGUUGUUGUGAGAAUGAAAUGGGAUGGGGAAAUGAGAACUAUGUAUGUCACUCAUACAUAGUUAUUUGAAGUAAGGGUGGGGCAAAAAUGCAAUAAGCAAACAUUGCAAGCAGAGGCGGGAUCAAACUUUUAAAAACACUUUAUUAAAACUUGAAAUAAACAGCAGUAUAAUGUGCUACACCAUAAUAUAAAGAGUUGGUGUGGUGUAAAGGUUAGUGCCAGACUAGGACCUAGGAGACCAUGGUUCAAGUGACCGCUCAGCCAUGAAGCUCACUGACUGACCUUGGCUCUCAGUCUAACAUAGGGUUGUUAUGGGGAUUAAAUGAGGAGGGGUAGAAUCACGUAUGCCAUCUUGAGCCCUUUGGAGAAGAAGGUGGGCUAUUAAACAAGCAAGCAAGCUUUGAAGAACUUGUAAAGUAUCCUGUUGAUAGCUUUCCUGAGCAGAGUCCUGCUGGAUCAUGGUAGUUGGCAUACUUAAUUUUAUUCCAUUGUUGUAAACUUCCCUAACAACCUACUUUUAGCUAAAGGGAAGAAUAAACAUCUAUUAAAUAAAAUAAUUUGUAUCCUGCUCUAGAUAGUGGUUAUCUCAAUGCAUCCAGGAAACAUGCAAGCAGGGUGUGGAACCGCCAGUUCUUCCUCAGUUUGCUGCCUUGGCAACUGAUAUUCAGUGGUAUUAAUGCUUGUGAACAUGGAAGUUCCAUUAAGUUGUCAAGGCGAGUAGCUGAUACAAAUUUAGUUAAUUCCUUUGGAAGAUGGACCCUAGUUUAGGAGGCUCUAUAAUCGUGAAUCCCCUAAAUGUUGGCAUCUUUGUCUUCUCCUUAAAUCUUGGUUUGCAGCGGACUGAGCAGUGGGUGCUCUUUAGAGAUGUUGGUUACCAGGAUUCAGUGAAAUAAAAUAAAAAGCUGGUUAGAAUUUAACACUUUUAUAUUUUGGAGGUUAUUGGGUCUUGUUCUAUAAAAUAUUAACUCAGUUUGAUAUGGAAAAAGGGAUUGGCUGAAUCAAGGCUAGAAACUAACUGUUAGCACCACAGCGGAAUUUGAUAAAUUGGACUCUUUCUGAUUACUCCUCCAGUCAAAAUACUAACUGGAUGGCAAUUAAUAGUGAGGAGGAAGUGAGAGAAAAGGGAAAUAAACACUAAACAAACAUCAUGGGACAAGGUAGGAGUGGUGAGGUUACUAGGACUUGACACUUCCCUAUUUCAAAGAAAUACUCUAAAGAACCGAGGCUAGAUCCAAGAGGAAUGAAACCCACACCACCCACUCAAAGGAGUAUUGGCCAGGAUAUUCAGGGCACUUCCUUAGCACUGCUAUACAACUUUUAUAACAUAUUUCCCCAUAUAUAGCUGGCCAUUGUUUGUAGAAAACAUCCCCUCCCCAUACUUUUGUAUUGAGAUGUUGUAUUGUACUUUUACAAUAAUAAUAAUAAUACAGUGGUACCUCGCAAGACGAAUGCCUCGCAAGACGGAAAACUCGCAAAACGAAAGGGUUUUUGGUUUUUUGAGUUGCUUCUCAAGACGAUUUUCCCUAUGGGCUUGCUUCACAAGACGGAAACGUCUUGCAAGUUUGUUUCCUUUUUCUUAAAACCGUUAAUACAGUUGCGACUUGACUUCGAGGAGCAACUCAUAGCACGCUGGUGUUGUAGCCUUUUUGAGGUUUUUGAAGACUUUGGUGAUUUUUGAAGCUUUUCCAAAACUUUUCCGACACCGUGCCUCGCAAGACGAAAAAAACCGCAAGACGAAAAAACUCGCAGAAUGAAUUAAUUUCGUCUUGCGAGGCACCACUGUAAUAAUAUAUCAAUCAAUCAAUCAAUCAAUCAAUCAUCCCACUACAAAAAAGGUGCCUAGACAUUCCUUUGUGGCAACUGUAACCAAGGUUUAUUGUGCCAUUUGGUGACUGGCUUAUAUAUCUGAGUUUCUAACACUAGUUUAAAAAAUAAAAAAGGUAAACGACCCCUGACAGUUAAGUCCAGUCAUGGAUGACUCUGGGGUUGCGGCGCUCAUCUCGCUUUACAGGCCCAGGAAAGCGGCGUUGUCUGCUGACAGUUUUUCCGGGUCAUGUGGCCAGCAUGACUAAUAAUAAUAAUAUUUUUUAUAUAUAUACCCUGCCCUCCCCAGCAAAGACUGGGCUCAGGGCGGCUAACAACCAAUAAUAAAAACAAGUUGAUUAAAAUACAAUUUAAAAGAUUAAGAUAUAACAUUAAAACAUUAGGAUGCAGCUUCUUCACAGGAGGAGAAAGGAAAAAGAAAGAGGGGGAGGGAAUCAAACGGAUUCUAAGCCAAAGGCCAGGUGGAACAACUCUGUCUUAAAGGGCCUGCGGAAAGAAAUCAGAUCCCGCAGGGCCCUGGUCUCAUUAGACUGAGCAUUCCACCAGGCCGGAGCCAGUGUUGAGAAGGCCCUGGCUCUGGUUGAGGCUAAUCUAACUUCCUUAGGGUGUUAGACUAAAUUGACUAAAACUCAUGAUCAGUUAAGUUUUCUUUAAUAGGUUGAUAGCCCUUGGGAUUUCACACCUACCCAGUUAUGCUUCAUAUUGUGCCAUUUUAUGUUGCUUGCUUUUACUUAAAGAGUUGUAUUCUCAGUGACUAAAUCUUAUAAGGUUUAAACCAGUGAGUAAGAAUUAAAAAAAAUCUGCUUAGCAUUUUUAUAUAGUUUAAAUAGCCUCAUGUACACUUUCUUGUUGUUCUUUACAAACAAGCCUGUAAUGCAGAUUAGUAUUAUUCCCAUCCUGACUUGUGUAAUAUAACCACUUUGUGAGUUCAUUACAAAAGCAAUAUUCAAUCCAGGUUCCUAGGUAGCUUUUUAGCCACAUUGUGCUAUUCAAGCAAUUUAUCUAGUACUGUCAGGUGAGCUGUUGUGGACAUAGCUCUAUUGGUCAGCAAUGAUAUUUGAGUUUCACAUCUGAAGAGCAAUAGAUUCAAAUAUAAAUACUGAUAAAAUAAAUAAUGUGGUAUAGUAAUUUUCCACUGAUGCCUGCUUCCAUAGCUAUUGUAGAACAAACCCUGCCCUUAAAAUGUGUAUGUGCACCUUGAUUCUUGGCUAUCUGUGUUAAGAGUACAAAAAGCAACAUUUCGUAAGAAUGCAUAAUACCCUUCUGUUUGGCAAAUAUAUUUUUAGAAUGAGCUAAACAUCCUAGUUUUUAAAACUGUAAGUCACAGUGUAUUACAAAAACAGUGUUUGUAAAGAACUCUUUUAAAAGUGUCUUACUGUGAAUAAUGGCAGCUCUCAUACUCAAAUAUUUAACGUAACAAGUCCAGCAGGCUUACCAAGUUUACUUUGGCAGUCUUGACUGCUUUAUACAGCCAUGAUAAGUAUUCAAAGUAUGUUAGAAACAAAUGUCUUGUUCAUAACACUUUAUUGUUAGAAUAAACAGCACAAGUCAGAGUUGAAGCACUUUAUUAGUUUUACAGAUGAAAAUUGGGGCUUCAAGGUUUAUGUCGGAAUCUAUCAAUUAAGAGGUAGCUCACUAAUCAACACCGCACCCUUAACAUGUGGACAGACAAUGCAAAGAUGCAAUUCAGACCAGUUAAUAUUUUUUCGUCUGAAGGCAGGGAGAUCUGAAAUUUGGAUGAAACUGUUGCUAGAUCUCAAGACUGGAUGCUUAUUCGUAAAACAGAAACAUGUCACUGUGCUGAAAGAAUUAGAUGUCAAUGAGAUUAUUUCUGACAGGCCUUUUCCCUGAUGUGGUAGUACUGUAUGUGCUUUUGUUUUGUUUUUUUAAGGGUAAUCUUGUAGCCAUGCAAUAACUUCCUGUAGUUUGCCUAGAAAUAGUUUCACCAUGUUAUCCGCUGUUUUAGGAAAUUAGGCCAAAUGAUGAGCUUUUAAAAUGUGAAUAUAGAAAAUCACUCACUUGUGUUCUAGUGCUUUACCUCCUCUAGUUCUUCUCUUUUGUUUCCUUUCCUGUUUUGAUAUGUAUGCUUUUAAGGCAUGCAAUUUCCUGAAAAUAUUGUCAGAAAAUUCCAUAUUUUGGGAGAAAUUGCAUGCUUUUGUACAUAAGCUGCUGUUUCUGUUCUAAAACUUUCCUGGUAAUGACUUUCUCGUUUUCUCUCUUUCUAGCUCUGUAUCCUCUCCUGUAUCCAGCUCCGUUCAAGACUGUUCUGCAGAAUUUGUCUUGGUUCAUGUUGUGCCUUUCAGGGAGUAAAAAGGUUAGACAAUCUAAGAUGGCAUGCAUCUUGGGUUUUAGUGCAGAAACAGAGUUCCUCUGACUGUUGAUACCUUUUAUGCAGAUGUCUUCAUGGCAUAACCUUAAAUGGAGAGGAAGCUGUUUGGCAAUGGACAAGGUCAUGCUGUGGAGCUGUUAUACCAUAACUCAUGAACUAGUAAGGCCUGCUGAUGUUGCAUGAUACCAGAGCAUAACAGCACAGGUCAGGUGGAGCUGUUAAGCGAUCAUGGGACUCAGCUUAGUAGCAGAGCCUUUCCUGUGUCUUGCUGCAAAAUUAUAUGAAUAUUUGGGGGAACCCAUUGCCCUGAACAAUGGAUAAAUUUACAGUACAAAAUCAACCCUUUCCUGGCAUGGUUCUCAUUGUUCCUCUGGGGGAGGCCCCAGAAAGCAAUUCUGGAGAAACACUUGUUUUUUUUGCUUAUAAUUAUUACAUGAUUGUAAUCCCCUUUAUUGAACCACACUUCCAAGGACUUAACUGAGAACCAUGAAGCUCUAGACAAAGUCUGUAAAUAUGUGACACAUGACACACUUAAUCUAGCUUUGAAGUCCUGUGACAGAAAAGGUGAAAUUGAAAUAUAGGUAACUCGCAAUGUUUAUUUUACCUACGUGAUUGCUGAUUUGGGCCAGGGGGUGGAGCAGAACAAACAAAUAAAUGGAGAGUGGAGGAAACAUUACAGAGCAACAUCCUAGAGCCCUCGGGCUGCCUGCCGAGAACCAGGUAAGCGCGACACCUGGUUCUGAGGGUUCCUGGCUCUACGCGAUUUUGCUUUUAUGUGCAAUGGCCAGGAAUGUAACCACUGCAUAAGAUGCGAGUUAGCUGUAAUUAUAUCUUCUGUUAGUACAGGCAUAGGCAAACGGCUCUCCAGAUGUUUUGGGAUGACAGCUCCCAUCAUUCCUAGCUAACAGGACCAGUGGUGAGGGAUGAUGGGAGUUGUAGUCCCAAAACAUCUGGAGGGCUGAGUUUGCCUAUGCCUGUGUUAGUAGGUCUGUGAAUAUUCACUUGGAUGAGAAAACAAACUUUUUCUAGACAUCUUGGGAAAAUGCCCAACAUACUGGUAGCAUGCCGGCUACCAGUUUCUUACCACAGAUCUGUAAAGACCCUCUGUUCCAGGAGUGACGUCCUUAGCAUUUUAGAAAUCUUUGCAUGAUGCUUCCAGAGUAACUAUUUCUGAGACUCAUGUGGUAAUAUGGAUAAAUUAUUUCAUAACAGCAUGUUCUCCUUUUAAAAUAGGCUAUUUGUUCUCUUCUCUUGCUCUUCCCCUUUACUUUUUCUUUUUUCUUUCUUUUACGAAAAUGGACUUUGCUGGCUAAAUGCCACUAAUAUCAGUCUACAGACCUAUCUGGCAUUUUGCUUACAUGGAGAAGCUGACUCUGUUUAGCUUGAACUGAAAAUUAACUAUUUUAUACGUAACGCACCCUGAGACCUUGUGGGAAAAGGGUGGGUAGGAAAUAUUUAAGCCCCUGAUGCUGAACCUUUGCUGUUCUUUAUUUAUACAGAUGGUACAAGCUUCACUCCAAACCAGGAAAGAAGGAAAAAGAGAGAGGUGAGAUUGAGGUGGAUAUCCAAUUCAUGAGGAGCAACAUGACAGCCAGCAUGUUUGAUCUGUCCAUGAAAGAUAAGUCACGGACACCAUUUGGCAAGCUGAAAGACAAGCUAAAGGGGAAACGAGGCAAUGGAUUGCCAGACACAGCUUCAGCUAUUGUUCCUAGCAUUAGUCACUCCCCGGCUGACAGUGAGGAAGAGUCAAAUGAGAAAGAAAAGAAAAAAUCAAAGUUCAAGACCUUAUUCUCCAAACCUGGUUUACAGAAAAGCAACCUCUCUCAGUCCAUGUCUGUGUUACCUUCUCUCCAACCGGUUACAGAGAGAGUUCGACUUAAUCCCAGUGACUUUUCAUCGCGGUGGAGUGAUAGUGAUGAUGACACUUUAACUCCUGUUUCAGAGAGUAAGUAUUGUCUAUUGAAAAGAGAAUAAAUUUCUCAUAUGUUUUAACAGUUGUGUAAUUUACAAAGUGUGCUAAGUAGUAAAAUGUGCCAUUUCUUCAUAAUAGUUGAAGCUGGACUUCUUGUAUUAUUUAAAGACAGUGCUUGGAAGCUGUGAAGAAACAGAAGUGUUUUCAUGAUUGUGCCUAAUAGUUGUAAAUGAGUAGGAUGCAGGUGGGUCUCAGUGGUCCCCAACCUCAGUGUACUGCUGUUGUUAAGAGCCAUCAGUUGAUCUAGGGCUGGAUUAGGUAUUAGUAUUUUCAAUAGUAUUGGGACUUGUUCUUUCACUAUUCUGAUGCUGAUUUCUUUCUUUUCAGAACCCUCCGCAAAUGAAGAUAACCUGCUUUAUCCACCUUCCACCAAGUCUCAUAAGAGAACAGGUAGUGCAGAUAACAAGCAACUAAACCAAAUCUCCUCCAGUAACACCAAGAAGGAUGUACAUUCUUUAUUUGGUGGACUGAAGUCCAAAAGUGACCCCACUUCCCGGUCCAAUGUGUGUAUCAAUGGCAGUCAUGUUUACAUGGAGGAGCGUGACCCCAAAAGUGAUACUCUUCCAAAAGACAGCACUCAAUCUUCCCCUCAGAUAUCCCAGCGAAAACGGCUCUUUUUGUCCCAGGAGAACUUAUCUUCUGAACCCAGUAAGGAACCUGAAAUGACAGGAAGACUACCUUCUGACAAAGGACCACCAGGGUCUUCUUCACUGGAGUCCUUUAAAGCCAUGACUCUACCAUCAUACAAGUUGCUGAGUGCUGGGGAUAUGCCAGAAAGCAACACUCCAGUUAUUUCAGACACUCCAAAAGAAACCAAAGAGAACAAAAAGCAGGAGAACAAGAAAUCUGGCUUGCUGUCUCUUAUGACAGGGAAAAAAGAAGCUAAAGUUAGUGAGGAAGUAGAGAGCAACGCAGACACCACUCCGAAGGUGAAGGAAGUAAAACGUAAUGAAAAAGAGUUGGCCAAGAAAGAAGCAAAUCCUUUUGAAGUCCCUGUGGAUAACAGAAGAGGUCAUAGCUCAGAUAAGAGCGGCACUGCGGAUCUCCGAAUCACAAAGACAUCCUUGAACCCUUUUGACGAAAACAUCUCAGCAGAAGAGAAGCCAGAAAAAAACUCAGCUUCUGUGAAACCAUCUCAGACCAAACCCGUCAAACCCAGGUUAGUCUUGAGAAAUGAUCUUUUCAAUUGAAUUUUGAGAUCUUGAGAUGCUUUAAGGCUAUUGCCACCCAGUGGUUUUCAUUGUAUGUCAUAGAAAAUAUCUACUUUACAGGGUGAGUAAGAACUUUCCUCCUGAUAGGGCAGGCAUGCCCUGUGUAGGUUUCAGUUGAUUACUAACUCUGCAGGUAAUUCGUAGGGUUUCUGUCUCUAGCCUUCUUGAAAGGAGAGAAAUGGCAAUGCAUGCUGCCUUCAGAACAAAGAUGAUCCACUUUCUUGCAAGGGGAGGGCAAAGAGAGCGAGUCAGUCCCUCUUCUGCCUCCAGGAUGGAAUGCUGUCUAGCAGAGAAUGUAUCCAAGCUGGCUGAACUUGAUCCUUUCUAUCUCUUCUCCCCACUGUCUAUCUUACAGGGAGAGGAAUCGAAACAAAGGCAGGCACUAGCUUUGUUGUGUUUGCCCAGCUGGUCAAAUGCAGCUGAGCUAGUUUUCACUCAUCUUUUUAUGUCUUAUCUUUUUUUGCUGAGGAGAGGAAAAGACGGUGGUUAGUCCAGCCAACGUAUUGGGCUUGUCUGACCCAGAAAACUGGUGUAACUAGCUAGCUGCUGCUCUUUGUGGCAAGGAGGAAUUUUAAAACACAAUUAUGGGUUAAAGUCUUUGUAUCAAUGUCAUGUAGGUGGGCCAAGGCCUGAAGUUCUUUAGCCCUCCCAGACUUAAAGCAUUAGUUCUAAAUCAGGAAGGAAAAAGAGAACAGCUGUCUUUCGUGAAGAAACAGCCAGUGCUACUGGCAGUUGUCCUUCGUGGUUCCUUCUUGCUUGAGUUGGGGAGGGGUGUGAUAUUAUCUCUCUUCUGUCGUCUGAAAGUAGAGGUGGGAGGAAUACUGAGAUGGAGCAGGAAAGACUCAGAAAAGUGAAUCAAAAUGGGUUACCUCCUAAGCCCUUGAAUAUUUAAGGCUGCCACAUAUUAGCUGAUUACGUGAUCUUGUGGUGUAUUUGUUCAUAAGUUGAUAUUUAAAUAUUCAGACAUGUAUAUAAGUGCUGUGAACACCAUUAGUGACUUGGCUUUGUUUUUAUGUUACUGAGACUGGUGCAUGUGGGAGAAUUGCUCCCUAUUGCUCUAACUUUAAACUUACAUCUCUUUCUUUACAGUUUUGACUAGUGAAACAACAUUCUUUUAACAUUGUUGGGUGACCUUGUUUCUGUUCAGCUCCUGCAAAAUGAUUAAAUUUUGCACCUUUCAGCAAUCUAAAAUGCAAUUUUUAUGGCUUGGUGGAAUGCAACCUUUGGAUAAAACGUUGCUUUUGCAUGGAAGCUGUGUGUCACAGAGGCGCCACUCUUUUUCCUGCCUAACUCCCAUUUGCUUGGUGCUUUGUAUAUUUCACUGUACUACUAAUACUUUGAUAAUACUAUAAUGUAAUUGGGAUUAAAAAGGUGUUCCACUGAAAAGAGAUGUUACUGAUAGACUUUUUUAAAUGUACAAAAUACUUUCAUUCAGGCAACGUGUUGUUUUCUUUUAUAAGCAUUUGCUGCUGUUAAAAGGUAAAUUAUAAUAUGAAGGGGGUGGUUUGCUAAAGCCCUACACCUUUCCUAUUCACUUAACAUGCAGCAGCCUUGUUAAACUUGUCUUCAAAAUGUUUCUGCCUGUCUUACGUUGCAUCUGCAACUGACAUGCAGGUUUUAUUUUGUCCCUUUUUACAGACUGGGCGUGUCUUCAGAGGAUGAAACCAAAGCCACUUCUGCUAUUUCUGCACCUCCUUCUGCUUCUCUUUUCUCUCCUUCCUAUCACUCUAAUAAAAACAACCCUUUUAUCUCUAAAUUUGAUCCAGAAGAGCAACCUCGGGACACUGAUAGGUUUGCUAGUGACAACAAUCCGUUCACUAUAAAAUGGGGACAGAAAUCCAAGCAAGAUACUUCUGCUGCUUCUGGAAAUGAAAAUAAACCAUUUGCUCCUAAAAGGGAACAAGAAACCCAGAUAGAGGAUUCUUCAAACUCUGCUAAGUCUCCCCUGCCUGUUCCUGCAACUUCUGUUCUUGAGUUGGAUCCUUCUGCUUUUCAGCUUUCUGAUAUUGAUAAUCCUCCCGUGUCUAAAGUAGGAGAGGACUCUGAAAGUUUUAACAGUCCUCCAGCAUCUUUCUCUACUUCCUCCUUAGCAGGAAACCUUGAUGAUUCCAAGCAUGUUCAUGUUGUGUCUUCAGAGAAGCCCCAAAAGGAAGGUUUAACUAAUCAGAUAGAUCCUGUAUCCACUUUUCCUGGAUCUCUAGCUGGCAGUCACCCUUCACGGUUUUAUGAUAGGGUUGGACUCAUCCUGAAGUCUCAGGGCGAUGACAAAGUGCACAUAGUGCCACCAUUUAAGGAAAACCGAGGGAGCAUAAAGAAGUCGGUAACCUUUGCCCUUGAGGAUGAAAAUGUGGGGAGUAGUGGCGACGAUGCUUCAGAUGGUGAAGAUUCAGUUGAGAGCUGGCAUGAUGAAAACAAGAUUUCAAUAAAUCCCACUGAAAGGAAUGAGGGGCGAAGCCCUGAACUAUAUGUAGAACAUUGUGCUGCACCUGAGCCCCGUAAUGGAAACGUACAAUCUCUUCAUAACAGUGAGGGUCCUUUGGAAAGACAGGCUGAAGCCGGGUUCUCAGUUAAAGUAGAGCCACCGGUUCCAACUCCGAGAAUUCUCGUGCCUUUGCCUAACAUGCCGAGGACUGUGUUGGGUAGCAGUUCUCUCUCUGAGCCCCCAAAGCCAGCACCAAGAAGUGCCCUAAAACAAAAAAAGAGUGUAUCUGUUUCUUGGAUGGAUGAAUCAGAAACAGAAAAUGGGUCAAGCUCUGCCUCUACAUAUAAAGAAUUUUCUGCAGAAAAUUCUUUCAUCUCUAGUGAAAAACUAACAAGCGAUAGCUCGUUAGCAACUUCAGUAUCCAAUAUACUUAGUUCUGGAAGAGAUGGUGGAGCCAUGGAUUCCUCUCAAAGUAUUAGUACCGAUCUCCCUCACUACGCAACAAGCACACAGCCUAGCAGUUUGAUCCCUGGAGAUCUGAAUGUAAAACCCACCACCCUUUCUGUUAUUCCAGAAGUGGGAUCAGAUGAUGAGCAGCUGAGUGAUUAUCCCCAGGGUACUGAAAAGAUUGCAGUUUCUGGAGAUUUGUCCAGGAGUAGAGAUGUUUCCUCAGAGUUACGGUCCUCCAUUGAGGGGGGAGAGCUGACAGCAAAUAAAAAGGCGACUGGUGAGAGGCAGACUGUAUCGCUUCUCAUGAAGACAAGUGCUCCUGGUGAUGGAUUUGAACUAAACAAACCAUUGGUUGCACCUUCAGCACGAGCCCUUGAAAAUGCAAGCCAUGAUGUAAAGGGAUUGGAGCAGAAGAAUGCUGACAGCGCAAAAGAAAAUAGACAGGGUGAUAGUCCUGAGUUCUCUGUUAAGCCUGUUCAUCUUUCCCCUCUGCCCAGUUCUUCUCACUCUAUUAGUUCUUUCCAAUCUGAUGCUUCUGGCUGUAAUAGAGCAGAGCCUACGAAAAAAGCUACAGCAGAGGGCUUGGGUACCAAAGUGGAUCCCUCUGGCAAGAAGAAGCUGCUCCAGGCAUGGGUUUCACCCUCUGAAACACAUCCCAAUCAGAAUCUGCAGAGUGACGGAACUUAUCCUGCUAAGCUCAGGUGAGAGGAAUUGGGAGGGGGGGGAGCAAAGAUAAAGGCCCAGGUGCUAUACUGUGCAUGGCUUUGAUUCUUCCCUCCCCUUUUUAACGCAGUAAGGGACUUUGUGUCCUAUGGACAGGUGAAAAUCUUUCCCUGUUGAUCUGUAUCUAUUUCUUGUAGCAAUGUCAAUGAAGGAAUAAAACUGAGCAAAGGUUUGUUUUGCUUAGGCAGUAAUCAGACUCUAUUUUCACAUUGCUGUGACAUGACAAUAAAGGUAUCAUAAACAGGAACCAGCACUUCAUAUUUUACCUCUAAUUUUACUUUAUUUUUUAAACCCACUGUCCUGUUAAAAUACUAAAUAUAGUUUUCAUGUUCUGCCAAAAUAAGUGAAAGCAGCAGUUGGAUAAAUGCUUAACUUUUUUUAAAAGCGGUGUUAGUUGUGAUCAUAAGUGCAAUGCAAUUUACUGCGGCACAGGUUUCGUGUUACCUAGAUUUCUGAAGUGUUCCACGGAUGUAAUUUAACUAAAAAAGAAAUCAGGGCAAACUUUUGCAAUAAACUUUGUUGAAAACUCUAUUUUUCACACUUGCUAAACAUCUGGGUAACUGCACAAAUAUCCAAGGAACCAACCAUAUUUUAUUGGGGGGGGGGGGAGGAACAGAUGUUUAGAACCAUCAAGAGCGUCAGACUAGGAUUUCACUCAGUGAUGGGCCAGUCUCUUAUCUCUAUGUCUAACCUACUUCAGCAGGGUGGUAGUGAGGAAAAUGGAGGGGGGGCAUGUAUUCAAAGUCCUUGAAGGGAUAUAAAUAAAUAAAUAGGUAAGUAAAACUUUUCAUUUGAGAGCUUCUUAAUCAGUCUUGAAGUGUAGAGAGGAGGGCAGAAUAAAUCUUCUGUUUUAACAUUAAAUAUAAAAUCUAAACUUGCACUAAUAGAGGUACGUAGAAGAGGAAAAUGUACUUUAUUCUUUUUAGAAGCCAAAGCAGGAACAUGUGUGCAUGCAGUGCUUCAUGCAAGACCAAAUGUAAAGGUACAGGGACCCCUGACCAUUAGGUCCAGUUGUGGUCGACUCUGGCCGAUCUCACUUUAUUGGCCAAGGGAGCCGGCGUACAGCUUCCAGGUCAUGUGGCCAGCAUAACUAAGCUGCUUCUGGCGAAACCAGAGCAGCGCACGGAAAUGCCGUUUACCUUCCCGCCAGAACGUUACCUAUUUACUUGCACUGCGUGCUUUCAAACUGCUAGGUUGACAGGAGCAGGGAGCGAGCACCGGGAGCUCACCCUGUCGCGGGGAUUCGACCGCAAACCUUCUGAUUGGCAAGUCCUAGGCUCUGUGGUUUAACCCACAGCACCACCCGUGUCCCUUCAGACCAAAAGUAGAACUGCACAAAAUUGUUCAGGUACAAAGUACUAUAGGAUUGCCUGAACUAAUUGUGUGUGCUUCUUUCAGACUUCAUCCUGUGAAACCAAUGCAUACUACAACAAGCAAAUCAUCUGCAAAAAACCAGAGCAUAACAUCAAAGAUCUUGGAUAACCAAAAUGAAGCCGACAUAAAGGUAAUUUAAGACAUACUAUAUUUUAAAACCUAAUUGGGUGGUCUGUGCCUUGAGUUAGGAAGCUUGUAAAUUUAUUGGCGGGAUUAGACAAACUGCAAAGGGGUAUAGUCAUUUGGAGACAGAAAUGUGUUCACGUUUUCUAGUUGUACGAUUCCCCCUGCCCAUGCUAUCCUACCCAUCUGGGCAAUUUUCUGACCCUUUUACUGACACAAGUUUAGAUCUGUGAGUGGGUAUGAAUUCCCCAGGCUCAAAACUUGCUAUCUUCACCAAAGGACUUUGGCCUGAAAGGGAUUUUUGUUUUCAGAUAAGCAAGGUUUAGUGAUUUAGUGCCUCCAACUAAUAUUGCAAAUGAUCUGUUUGGUGUUUGAGCACAAAACCUGAAUUAUUAUCACUUAACUGAAACAACCACUACUGCUGCUGCUUUGUAUUUAUUUAGUACUUUUUGCAUGUUAUGAGGAGGGUCUUAUCUUCACUUUUCCAUGUUUAUUACUGGGAAGAAAUAGUUGAAGGCAGGUGUACAGAAACCUUGUAUGCACAUUUGUUUGCAUGCCAUAAAAGUACUUACUGGCAAAUCCUGAAAUUCUAGUUUUUGGUGAAUCUUCAGUAGCUUUUAAGAUGCUUUGACAGAUGACCUCUUUGCUCUGAAAUCAUUCCUGGGAUUCCCCAGUAAUCCCUGAAACCAAAGGUUUCUAUACCUUCCUUCUGAUCCUUUGACGCCACCCUUGCAACAGUGCUUGAUAUCAAAAUGACUUUAACCUGUUCAUUCUUCCUUCCUAAAGAAAUAUGAUCCUUCAGAUCCCGCCUAUGCUUAUGGUCAGCUGACACACAGCGAGCUGAUCCAGCUGGUCUUGAAGCAGAAAGAUGUGAUUGCAAAGCGAGAUCAGCAGGUGCGGGAGCUGGAAGACUACAUUGAUAACUUGCUUGUCAGAGUUAUGGAGGAAACCCCUAACAUUCUUCGAGCUCAAGCUCACGUGAAUAAGAAAGCUGGAAAGAUGUGAAAGAACCAAUUUCACCUAAUCAGUGGCUUUCUUACUCAAACUUUGGAAGUAGUGAAUGUGGAAAAGCUGCUUGUACCGAAACAGAUUAUUAUUUACUUGUCUUAGGAUAGAGUUGACUUACCUUGAAGACUGCCUUACAUAAUCUACAAAGUCAAUAGUGUUAAAAAAACACAUUUUACCUUUUAGUACACUGUACAUGUUUUGCUGCUCCGCAGGUGAAAGGCCUGAAAUUAUGGGACUGUGGAAGGAGUUGUGAGCCAGAUUUUAUCUGUGAAUAAGCUCCAAGGGGCACAUUUUUAAGGGUUUAGUCAAAAAAUGAACACUUCUCUGUAGUUUUUCAACUCCUGAUUUCUUGACUCUUUUAGGAUAUUAAGUUUUAGUGCAAUAUAAGCAAUCAUAUUUACAUUAGAUAUACUGGAUGAAUAAAUAUUUAUGAAGUACCUUGUUUGGAUUUGAGUUCCUGGGAAAUAAGCACUUCCACCUGAAAGCUGGUUGCCUCUCUGCAUACAAGCAGCCCAGUCCAUUAGGAAUUUCUGUUGUUCUAGCUCCACUGAAUCAGUAAUUAUUAAGAAAACAGCUCAUUCAUUUGGGUGGGGCUUAAGCUGUGCAGGUUUCCUGCCAAUUGUGCAAAAUUGCCUGCAUUUGCCUUUGGGAAGUGAGGAAGAUCCAUAGUUAAGAAAUAAAAAGUGAUGGUGCUUGUGCGAGCAAACCCUGCUGGAGUGCCGUGAUACCACUAUCAAAAUGAAAUGUCAUUUGAGUAAGAGGAGGUUAGCUUCUAAGCACUAAACUGACUUCCGUGUCUUAUGGUAGUCAGUACAGGACGUAUUAAACUUUUGAAAGCAAUACUGAUUUAAACUAAUUGCCAGAAGCGGCAGUCUGGCUGGCUUGCUUCAUUGCAGCUGGUUGCUUUAAGUACAGUUAGACGAGAGGGGCAGUCCCCCUGUAUUUCCUCAUAGGUGUUAAAAUGCUCAAACCUGUGGGUUUUCAGUAGCUGACUUUGGAGGUACACAUUAAUCCCUCGUCAUUGAAAUUUUUACUUUUAAUAUGUUUGUUCCAUAGAAGCAUCUUUAUUCUUAUUUCACAGAUUUGAUUACUUUUCUUUCGUUCUUAACUUUACUUUUGAAUUGCUGAUCUUUCCCUUUUGUCUUUGGGUAUGUUACCCCUCUGUUCAGAAGUCUGCUUAGAUCUUUAUUUUUUAAUACAGGAAAGCCAUCUGAGUAUAUUGAAUCAAAGAGACUGAACAAAUUUCUCUGAUUCAAUAAUCCCAGGUGUCUUUCCAUUUGUGAAUACUUUCGAUUGUAAAAGUUUCAUUUUUGACCAGUUCCUCAACAUGCUGAUAAAGAAGUUUUUCUUAUUAUUAUUAUGAAAGGGUUGAAAUGCAGAUAAAAACACAUUUCUACGGUCAGCUAAAGUACGUAGCUUCCCUCUGUUUUCCCAAGUUUUUUGUGUAAUACUUCUUUCCACAUCUUUUCUGUUUCAGAAAUUCCUGAUUAGAGAACGUUGAUCUUAUCUUGUUUAUGCCCAGUUUCUUUAUUAUAUGUUUCGUUCCUUUGCAGUUCCAAAUGUCUCUGCUCUACCUUUGAGCAGCUUUUGAAUGUAUUGCCUUGUAGCUCAAACCAACUAGGAGGAAUAAGUAGGGCAGGCAUAGGGAAUCUGGCCCUCCCAAUGUGCAUGGACUCGACUCCCAUCCUCCUCAAGGAUGGCCAUUGGGAGCCCAGAGGUAUCUGGAUGACCACAUGUUUCUCAACGCUAUAAGAGAGGCUUAGCACAAAGCGGUAUGUGUGCAGUGUCUCGCUGUGCCUGUUUUGGUUCCAGUUUCUCUAUCUGUAUGAACAGUUUCUGUAGUCAGACGACACUUUCCUCAGUUACAAAAGAUUCUGUUUAUGCUGCUGCAUAAAUUGCUGGAAGAUGUGAAUAGUCAGAAUUACUGCAAUAUGAUUUCUGUUGCAGACUAAAAAAACUGGAGACUUUUUCUGAUUUUAUGGUUUUUUAUGGAUUUUUGUCCUGGGUUGAAGAUUGAAUUCUUAAUUUCAGUAUCUCCAUCUGCCCUUUAAUUUAAAAGGUAACUUUACAUUGUGGUCCCUUACUCUGGAUGGGGCACUUGCCCAGUAUAUGAGUUUAAAGUUUCCAAAGGAUUAACUUUUGUAGGUUCCCUAAUAAAACAAUACAUCCACCAUCACUAGGCAUUUGGGGUGAAAUCCAUAUUGACCAUUGUAUGGGAAACUGAACUAUUUGAAGAUAGCAACUAUAAGGUAGAGCAUGGCUUUUUGCAAGCUGAAGCUUGUAUAUGCACUUUUGGCUUCCAGUCAGAUCAACUGUGAUUAAAAAUAUAUAUUGUUGAAAAUCUGAGCUACAAAUGCAGGCAACCAAACAGCAAUCAAAGUGAUGUCUGAAGACGUGGACCGAUUAAUUUUCAUGCUUUUGACUGUAGCCAUUCUUCAUUUUCUGCCUAUGCACUUUCAAGAGGGAUGAGCUUGGCACUGAAUAUCUCUUCAGCCCUCCCUUUGUAUUCAGUCACAACACUGGAUUAUAGACUUCUCAGGUAAUCAAAGAGGGGUUGAUUCUAAGCAAGUCAUACAUGGGAGUAGACCUCUUGUAAUCAAUGACUAAUGACUGUUGAUUGUUGUGGGCCUGCUCUUAGUAUGACAUGAUCGGAUAUCACCCAUAGAUCUUGACGUUUCCUGAAUGGUGCACUCUUAAUUGCUCAUGAUACUGUACUAUCUCAUUUGCAAACACCAAAGAAUAGGAACAGCUAAGUGGUUCCUCUAGUUUAUUCCUCAUUUGACACGGCAAUAUUUAUGCAAUGAGAGCCCUAAGUACAUAGUUUGGAGGUUGGUAGAAAAAUUUAAUACUGUAAGGUUUGAAUAUAAGACUUGGACUGUGAGCUUGGACUCCAUGUUCCUGUUGCCCUACAGGAAGUGUGGUGCUUGUUGAAUAGAUUUCUCUAUCUUCUUGCAUAGUGCCAAUUCUCUUGAUGAAAUCCUCUGGCUGAUGCUGUCACCUUGCCUCAACUAGGUCAAUGAAUUCAGGUGAUUGAAAGAGGAGGAACUGUUGUCUACCGUAUCUAAAAUGUCCAGGGCCUGUGGUGUUUUCACAUAUCUGUGGCUCCAUAAUAGCUGAACCAUAAAGUCUGUAAAGGCAAACUUCUUGCGUGUAAAACCAGCAUCUAGAUGUUUGGGCAUCUUUUGUAAGCUAGUAUAUCUCAUUUAAAUGAACCAAAUUGCUUUUUAAAAACUUUAUUUUAAGAGGCUUAAUGUCUCUUUGCUCCUGCUGGAGCCGUAAGCACACAGGAUCAUGCUUUUGGGAACAAGUAUUUUAUUGAAAUACAGUUUUACUGUGUACUAGAAAAUGUUUAUUCCUGAUGGUUAUAUGGUCCCAAAGUACAGUGGACAUUUGUGUUUAAUACAUAUUCAGUAGGAAUGGAUCUAGUAACAAAUAGUGUUGACCGUUUUAAUAGAAAUAGUACAGGACCAGCUUCCAGCAGAUUGUGAAAAUCUUCUAGUUUAUAACCUGACCUAAAAUUUCCAGAGACCACAGGGCUGUAGCUGGCAACACAAUGUGCCACAUGCAAGAGGGAGUAUUCUCACUGGGCCCAAAUCUGCUGACCAUUCUUCAUAUAAAGGUCUGCUCAGUUGUAUACAUUAUGAUGAAAUUUGGGCAAUACACAGCAAGGAUAGCUUGCAUUCUGUGCCUUCUAAUUGGUAUCUGUGACUUACGCAAUCCUGACAUCGAAAUGCUGAAUUUUGUGAAAAGUGUGGUACACUGUGAGGGAUAUUUCCCCUUGUGCAAACAUUUGCUCAGUGCUUAAUGUUGAAGGAUCUGAAUGUAUAUUUAUAUUCUGCCUUGUUACUCUUGGUACUUAAUUCCAUUGGGUUUUUGGUUUUUUUACGAAGACCUUCAUCCUUGUGAAAUGUUAAAAAUAAAGUUAUUUAAACUUGUGAGAA